This is a messenger RNA of Hippoglossus stenolepis (Pacific halibut), 3325 nucleotides long. RefSeq lists its product as uncharacterized. The transcript has 3 exons. The coding region runs from base 109 to 2979 and encodes 956 amino acids. The record is from RefSeq and is a predicted model, not a curated record. Lineage: Eukaryota; Metazoa; Chordata; Actinopteri; Pleuronectiformes; Pleuronectidae.
GUCGUAUAUAAGAGCUGAAGCGUCUGCAGCGUCUCCACAUUCACCAUCAAGGUGCAUCAGAGACUCAUUUUACUAUCUGCAUCCAAAGGGGUUGGAAGCCGUGUGACGAUGUCGACCGAGAAGAACUCUGAGGUGGUCGCCUGCGACGCCGCCAUCAUGAAGAGCGUCUGGGAGAUCAGGGAGCGAGAGCAGGACCAGAGGAAGCAGCAGGAGCAGGAGCGGUUACAGAAGAGCGCCCUGUCCUCUAUUAACGAGGAGUGGGCAGGUCGUUUCAGAGCCAGACAGGGAAACUACAAACGGGUGGAAAGUAAAACCAAACCCGCUGACACUCAAAUAGAAAAUGAGAAUUUCUGGAAGGGCAAGACACCUGUGGCUCAACCUCCGCUGCCUCGUGGUGCAGGUCCGGGAUCUUUUGGCCGACCAGGAGCCCAGAGCAGGGGCUUCUCCUCUCAAACGCCAGGCCACAAGAACAAAAAGGGGCAGGACAAGAGUUUCAACAGGUUGCAGUCCCUCAUGUUCAUCACCCAGACUCAACCUUGUUCCAUGGUGUGGGGAAAGUCAUGGAAGUACAACAAAUCUUUGCCACCACCAGCAGAGGCUACAUCAGACUGGGGUCAGUGCUGGAUGUUUGCGACCCAGCAGCCUCACUCUGAAGCAGACAAGCCAAACGGGCCCAACAUGAAGGACCCUCACAGUCUUCAUCUGUGGAACAAGCCAGACUACAGGCUGAUGGAGACAGAAGAGCUAGACGUGAGUCUUCCUGCUGAGAAGUGGCAGAGUUCCUGGAGGAAAUCAAACCCAAGCAAUAAGAAAGAUCCAUCUUCUGUAAAUGAAGAGAAUGUCAGCAGAUACGGUUUCUUCACCAUGUUGCUGGAGAGUCUGCACCACGACAAAACCCCGUGCUCAGAGUGGAGUGAUUCAUGGAGAUCCACCAAGGCAGCGAGUCAGCAGGAUCAUCUUCCAGAUGAAGCUUUAAUUAAUGAGUCCGUUAUGAACAAGCAAGAUAAGAAGUGUGAGGUAAGCUCCAUGUGGGAGGAAUGUUGGAGGAUUUCCAACCUUCACGGCUGCAACAAAUCCGAGCCUCGAAGUGAAAGCUCUCACAGUCCAGAGUGGGAAAAUUCAUGGAGAGCCGCUACGGUUGUCAACAACAACCACGAUAAUUCUGAUCGCUCUUUGAGACCAGAUGACAAUGAUUCCUAUGACGAUUCCAUCCAGUGGAAACAGUCUUUUCUUCAGAAAAUCAAGCUUGAGUCCAAUGAGCAUAAGUACAAAGAUCUGUACCUGCAGCUCUACAACGAAUUUCACGCUCUCUCUGAGUGGAGCAAGUCAUGGCAGGUGACGAAAAACAACUCACAACCCUGUGAAGAAAUAGAGAAGGUUCUAAAGGCCCAGUCACCUAAGAUGGAGACCACUCUGAAGACUCAGACGAUGGAGAAGUGUUCAUCAUCAGAGGAAGCAGACCCAGACUAUGAACAACUGAAACAUGACAUAAUAUACUGGCCGGAGAGAGAAUUCACCCAAUCUAAGCUGCAGUCUCUGAGAUCUGUGGAAAAUGUCGCAUUUUCCUCAAACUGGAUGGACUCCUGGAAAACACUGAAACAUAGAAUGAGGGUGGAAAGAAGAAGAACGAGGCCUGACCCCAUGAGGCCUUUCAGGGAGUCAGAGGACAGAGACACGAGGUCCACUGCCUCAGAAUGGAAAGACUCAUGGAAAUACAGAUGUCAGCCUCUGCAACAGGAGCCUGAACUCUGGCAGGGAGGUUGGUCCACCACACCCCAAGUCCGAGUCGAUCGGGCAAGGUACCAGGACCACUUUGCGCCUGUGGAACUCCCUAAGAAUGGACCAACUGCGGAGCAGUCUUGGGGAGCAUCGUGGAGGUCCACAAGGCGCCAGCAGCGAUCACAACCUCAGCAAGGUAAUGCACAAUCCAGCGAAGGAAGUUCAAGUGCAGCCUCCAACCUUCCCAGCAGUUCACAGGCUCAGAGGAGGUAUCAUGGGUCAAGUUCUGACUGGCAGGCGUCCUGGAUGGUCUCAGACAGCCAGUUUCACCAUGAUACACCCUCACUAAUCCAGUGGAGCGAGGCCUGGAGGUGUUCCGCCUUCCACACAGAGAACGGGACAGAGCAGGGUUCUACACAGAACUGCGUGGAUGAAGUGAUGGAGAUCCAACCCAUGAAAGAGGAGAUGUCCUUGCAGAGAGCUGAAGCUAAAAUGAGCUGGACUUUAGACGACAAGAUGUUCAGGGAAAGAUACCCUGAGAAACAGUGGAGCACAUCAUGGAGAGCUGAGUCACUUCUGAACCAUCAAACAAGUUAUCAUAGAUCUUCAGAACAACCUGGGAAAGCUCUGUGCAACACAACUCAGCAGCACCAAGCCACUGCCGACGAGGAUGGAUCCAAGUGGGGAAGCUCCUUCAGACUGGCCAACCCGAUGCCCCUCGUGGAGAAGCCAUGGUUGGAGUCCUCUCCCAACCUGUGUCACCACACAGUUUUGUGGUCAAGAGGAAAUAAUGCACAGAACAAGAUCUACACUAACUUAAACAACAACCCUACGAUGUACAGCCUGUGGAGAAGCUCCUAUCUGUUACUGCAGGAGCCCAUUGCACAGAUCAAACAGAAAAGCAAGUCCGAGGAGCUCGUUGACCCGAGGGUGAUCAUAACGAAGAAGAUCCAAACAAGAACGCAUUUGUUCUCCAAUAUUGAAAAUGAGAAACAAUCAGAGAAGACGUGCCCAGGAGGCCACCUCAUCGGCAAAACCCAACCUCGUCCCAAGAAAGUCCCGGCUUCAGAAAAGAAAGUUAAGAUGGCGGAUGAGACCAAAGACAAGUUCUUUGAAGGCUGGGCAGAAUCCUGGAGGUCCUUGGACCUGCCUGGUGGUGUGAGAGAGCAGAUGCCCAUGAAGUCGCCCUCAGGUUGGGCCGAGUCAUGGAAGUUUCUCCUUCCCCUGUACCAGACCACGAGUGGCCCCAAAGCCAAAUAGAAGUCCUGGAUGUUUCAGCUCAGACGAAUCAAACUGAGCAUUUUCUUUAAACUUCCUGUAACAGACCGACCACGUCAAUAAAGAACAUUUUAACAGAGGUUGUUUUCUUUUGCCAAAUGCAAUAAUCACAAAUUUGUCUCUGAUUUAUUGAUCACUGAUAUUUGAAGAGAAUUGCUGAAUUACUAAAAAUAUUUAAUUCGAUUCCAUUUUAUUUGUGUAGCACCAAAUCAUAACACACAUUAUCUCAAGGCUCUUUACAGUGUGACAGCACAUCUAUGAAAUCAAGAUGAAGAGUCUGAACCAAUGAUGCUUGUAAACAACUAUUUCUUCACCUCACAGAUGAUAA